This is a messenger RNA of Dovyalis caffra, 324 nucleotides long. The record is from the annotation of a GenBank genome assembly. NCBI's taxonomy places the organism in Eukaryota, Viridiplantae, Streptophyta, Magnoliopsida, Malpighiales, Salicaceae.
AUGAGCCUCAAUUGUCUUAGCUGCCAAGACUUGCAAAGGAGUGGUUCUGAGAGGGAGUGGUUGCAAUGUAAAUCGCAUCGAAAUAAACUGAGUUGCAUUAAGGAGGAAAGAAGCUGGUCAGGAAACUUGAGCCUGCCAUGUUAUGGGGAAAUGGGGAGAAAUUCUACCGCGGUUGCUGCAAGGAAGGUGAUCAAGAAAGAGCCUCGCCGGUUAAACAGUACAGGAGGCGUUGCGUUCAAGGGAUGUGAAGAGCCAAAGUUGGUGAGGAGCUCUGGAAUGAGAAGGGAUUGGAGCUUUGAGGAUUUAAGAAAAGCAUAUGAGUAA